AAAAAAACUUACAAUUGUUUACUUCCUUUUCCGAACAUGAAUCCUGUUUCACUUAGUGUUAUAACAUAUCCUCAACACAGUCAAUAAUAAGAAAAUACUGAAAAAAUAAUUAAGUUACAUUUCACGAAGAGAGCAUAAUUUAAUUAAACUGGAAUAAUUUUAAAGCCAAAUAUGGCUUCAAACUUCAGUUUCUCUGUUAGUCAAACUUCGGAUUCGAUUCAUGACUUUGCAUGCACUCCGUGUAAAGAUGAUGGAUUAAAUAAUGAGGCACAGUUCUUCUGUGAUGAGUGCAAGAACUAUUACUGCAACAACUGUGAGCAACUACACAACAAACUGUUUAGGACACAUUCCGUGUUUGGGAGUCAAGAUGUGAGCAAGUGGGUGGGGUAUGUUGGACUGAAUCCCAUAGAAUCAUGUGACAAACAUGGUGGCAAGAAGCUUGAACUGCUCUGUGUGGACCAUGAUGAGCUUUGUUGCCACAUUUGUGUCUUUCUCACUCACAGAAUGUGUCAGAAUAUCAAGCACAUUCCUGACCUGGCUGAUGGACUGAAGAAGCAACCAGACUUCAAGAAACUGCCUACUGACGUUGAUAAGAUCGCCGACAGACUUCAAGAAAUGACAAAGAAACGAACCCAAAACAAACAGUCCCUCAAAGACUCUGGGAAGAAAAUACUCGUUGAAAUCAAGUCACUUAGGCAGAAAGUGAAUGAAACGUUUGAUAAAAUAGAGAAAGAGGCAAAUGACAUCUUACAAGAACAGCUCCAUGAGACAGAUGAUUUCCUGCAGGAGGACAUUGACAAAUGUACAAAGCUUAAUGACAAACUAAAAACAUACCUAGAAGCCAUCCACACCCAGGAAGAUGACAACACUUCUUACAUAGCGUACAGGAAAUGCAAGAACAAGAUGAAAGAAGCAGAGAGCCUGCUACAGGAACUGUCAACGAAGGCCGACACAACACUCACAUUCUCUGCUGAUCCUAGAAUUGAACCUUUCUUUUCGGGACUUCUGAACACAACUGGAAAAAUCACUGUGGAUUAUGGUUUUAAGAUUAGGACAGUUUUCAUUGAAUUAUUUUAAGGUUAUGACAAAUAAAUCAAUACAUUGUUAAAGGCGCACAAUGGAUAUUGAUGCAAAACAUUUUGUUUUUAAUUUAAAUGUACUUUAAUGUACAGUUUAUGUUGAAAACCUUAAUGUGGAUUUAAUGUUUAUAUGUCAUAAAAACGAGGCAAAUAAAGUGAAACUGUGCUUGAUUUCCAGUAGGGGAACAGUGGGUUCGCAUAUUUAAACUAACGACUGAGAACGAUGGUGAAAAAUUAAAAAAAUGUCAGGGUGGCAUUUUGACUGAAACAGGCUUAAAUAGAAACGUGGCGAGUGUGUUAUAGCUUAAGUAAUAUAUUCGCUGACAUAGUGUAUAUUAAAUGUCUACUGAGCAUUAAUUAUUGCAGCUUUUAUUAUGUUUCACUAUAAUGUAUGCAUGAGCUUGUAGGUUAAAUAUAAAUGCAGUUGUAUGUACUAUAUUUCUAUGGCAUUCACACUGUAUUUGUUUUUGAUGUUGCAUAAAUGCUGUAUUUAUCAUUGCAAUAUGUGUUGCAAAUACGUUCUGCUCUUCAUUAUUGGAGGAAAUAAAAGUUUAUCUAUGUAUAUAUAUCAAGUAUGUUUCAUUCCGAGAUCCUCUGCCAUUUUUAUCAAAAACAACCUCGGAUGUAUACAGACGGUUAACGUCAGAAAUCGGUAUGCUUUAACUACGCUGCAAGUAGAUCGCGUAGUAAUUUCAAUUUAGCAGUUAAACUUAAUAACUUAACUCUUGGGAAUCUUAAGAAUGUUUGCAAUAAUACACUUCGCUGGCAAUCAAUUACUUGCAGCGUAGUUAAAUGAAAAGAAUUUCGACAGUGUAAACCGUCCAUAUUCAUCCGAGGUUGUUUUCGAUGGAAAAUGGCCGAGGUGCUCCGAUUGCUGAACUCGAAGUACCAGGUUACAGCACAAUGUGCCCUACCGGCUGAGCCAUGGCAUAUAUAUGUCGCAUUGCAGAAACAGAAGCAGAUGUAACAUUAAUUGUCAAAGGUGUGCACGUAUUUAUAGCAACAUGCAGAAAUCUGAGUAUAUCAAAUCAUAUUGGCAAUUCUUUCAUUUAUUUACUGAUAUCAGAUCGUGAAACCCGUGCACAAAUCGGUAGUAUUUUAUAAAGGACAAAAUAAUUUAAUUUUGUAAUCUGUUUUGUAGCCAAAUUGAUUUUUUAGAAGCGGGGAGCGGGGGUGUGGGUGUAAACGCACAUGUUAAAAUACUUCAAUUUCUGAUAAACCUCUGUUCUCUCUUGUACCCUUGUCAUUGAGGUAUGUAAAGGUCAAGGAGAAUGAAAUUUUGUAUUUUGUUUUGUAGCCAAAUUGUGUUUUAAGAAGAGGGUGAACGGGGUGUGUGUGUAAAGCUCACAUGAUUUAAUCAUCGGUGUCCUGAUAAGCCUCUGUUUCUCUAUGAAUCCAUUUCAUAGAAUUGUCAAGGCCAAGAGGAGAACGGAAUUUUUAUUCUGUGGUUGAGUCUAAUUGUGUUUUUUUCAAGGCUGAGACUUUACGCUCUUGAUAAGGGGAGCAGGACUUUUCAACCGCAAUACUUUUUUGGUCUUUCGCAUCUCGUUUCAUAUCAAGUUAUUUAUACCCGUGUUAACAUUGCAGCCAUUAUUUACAUCUCGAUAUGGAAUAUCUAUAUUAAAUAUGAAUUAAUAGAAAUUAAUAGUUUUAUUCAAAUGUUGACAAUUAGCAAGUAAAUAUAUAUGUUUCAAUUUGUUUAAGUGUAUAAUCACUAAAUGAUAUCGAAAUCUUACUUAUAUGCAUGUAAGGAAACCUUAGGCAAGACUCAGAUUAUUCUGGAUAUUGAAUGGGUAAAUAUCAAAUAAUUA
Mya arenaria is the source of this 2890-nucleotide messenger RNA. RefSeq names its product zinc-binding protein A33-like. Gene Ontology annotation, molecular function: zinc ion binding. Bases 172 to 1077 code for a protein of 301 amino acids. NCBI's taxonomy places the organism in Eukaryota, Metazoa, Mollusca, Bivalvia, Myida, Myidae. The transcript is spliced from 2 exons. The record is from RefSeq and is a predicted model, not a curated record.